Anoplopoma fimbria (sablefish) is the source of this 1226-nucleotide messenger RNA. RefSeq names its product THO complex 3 (gene thoc3). Lineage: Eukaryota; Metazoa; Chordata; Actinopteri; Perciformes; Anoplopomatidae. Gene Ontology annotation, biological process: mRNA export from nucleus. Gene Ontology annotation, cellular component: THO complex part of transcription export complex. The record is from RefSeq and is a predicted model, not a curated record. The transcript has 6 exons. Gene Ontology annotation, molecular function: protein binding. The coding region runs from base 56 to 1024 and encodes 322 amino acids.
CCACCGACCCCGGCCGGUUUCAGCCCGUCGCUCCAUUGUGACGUAGAGUGUGAAGAUGGCGUCCAGGUACUACCAGGAGAUGCAGGAGAGCUUCAGGAGCAACAACAAGAGUCGGGAGUUCCCGGCGCACACGGCCAAGGUGCACUCUGUGGCCUGGAGCUGCGACGGCCGCCGGCUGGCGUCCGGCUCGUUCGACAAGACGGCCAGCGUGUUCGUGCUGGAGAAGGACCGGCUGGUGAAGGAGAAUAACUACCGGGGACACGGGGACAGCGUGGAUCAGCUCUGCUGGCAUCCAACAAACCCAGACCUGUUCGUCACGGCGUCAGGAGACAAAACCAUCCGCAUCUGGGACGUACGCACCACCAAGUGCAUCGCCACCGUCAACACCAAAGGAGAGAACAUCAACAUCUGCUGGAGUCCUGACGGUCAGACUAUCGCCGUCGGCAACAAGGACGACGUGGUGACGUUCAUCGACGCCAAGACGCAUCGCUCCAGAGCGGAGGAGCAGUUCAAGUUUGAGGUGAACGAGAUCUCCUGGAACAACGACAACGACAUGUUCUUCCUCACCAACGGCAACGGCUGCAUCAACGUCCUGAGUUAUCCGGAGCUGAAGCCCAUCCAGUCCAUCAACGCUCACCCGUCCAACUGCAUCUGCAUCAAGUUCGACCCCACGGGGAAGUACUUUGCCACGGGCAGUGCGGACGCCCUGGUCAGCCUGUGGAACGUGGAGGAGCUGGUGUGUGUGCGCUGCUUCUCCAGGUUGGAUUGGCCGGUGAGAACUCUGAGCUUCAGCCACGACGGGAAGAUGUUGGCCUCGGCCUCCGAGGAUCACUUCAUCGACAUCGCAGAGGUGGAAACAGGAGAGAAGCUGUGGGAGGUUCAGUGCGACUCUCCGACCUUCACCGUGGCCUGGCAUCCAAAGAGGCCUCUGCUGGCGUACGCCUGCGACGACAAGGAGGGCAAGUACGACAACAACCGGGAGGCCGGCACCGUCAAACUGUUCGGCCUCCCCAACGACUCCUGAGAGCCAAUCACAUGAGUUUAAAUCUCUAGAAGUACAGGAGGACGCUGCUUUGUGUUCUGGCUGUGGAACCUUCUUCCACCAGCAGAUGGCGCAGCUGUUCCUCGUUUCCUGUUUUUACGUGCCGAUAAAAACACAACUCCCACUGCUGUAAUAUAUUGCUUUUCUGUAAAAUAUGCAUUGUUUUGAUAUUAAAGUUGGACCC